Molecule: messenger RNA, 4090 nt
Organism: Folsomia candida
Lineage: Eukaryota; Metazoa; Arthropoda; Collembola; Entomobryomorpha; Isotomidae
Exons: 12
Coding region: 343-4011 (1222 amino acids)
Molecular function (GO): protein binding
Source: RefSeq, a predicted model, not a curated record
UAUUUGGCACUAAAUUCUGAAUCAGUCGGCACUAUUGCAUCCGCUGAGCACAUGUAUAGACUGCGACUGCACCUCAUGGAUGGAAGCCGGCGGUAGAAGAAUAAAUCAGCUCGAGAAAAAUGUGCUGCGUUUAAAUUAAUUAUUAAUUGAAGACAGUUAAAAUUUAAAAGUUUAACUAACUGUUAACCAUUGUUGUUCGUGGUCUGGCCGGUCAGAAUUAGAGUUGCUCAACAGAAUUAAUUGAACUUUCAAAAUCCGCAAAUUUUUGCUCGUCAGGCCCUUCUGAGAAGGGAAUGAAUUAAGUGAACUUUCAAAAUCCGUAAAUUUCUCCUCUCCCUCAAAAUGAACCAACUUCGAGCAUCUUUACAAAUCUUGUCCUCCCCAUUUUACAACGGGUCACUUUUAAGACAGCAAUUCCUUAAUGGAACCAGGAAUUGUUCCUUCUUCCUCCAAAAGAAUUAUGAAGGAUCAUCAUCACCAAAUUUGAAACAAAUCUACAUUCUCAGAAGCUUCUCUUCAUCCCAAGAAGGCGACGCCCGACCACAAGAACACGUCGCGGAAACUUCAUCCCACGACGAACCCACCUCUUUCCAACAAGAACCCGAAGAAACGACCCUUCUCCACCAAGAAAUCGACCCAGUCGCCAUUGUUCCUAAAUCCACUUCACGACCACCCGCACAAAAAGAAGACCCCAACGACCCCGCAUCCAUCACUCAACGUCUCAUCCAGCUCUCCACAUGUUCCCCGGAGGAUUACACUCCAUCCGCCAAGCUAAAUCCGGACCUUCUCAAGAAAGCGAAAUCCCGAUAUCGCGAAGUUUUACAAGACUACAAAAACAACUUCAGUCGCAACGAGUUUCUCAGGCAGAGAAUGAACUCGAACAAUAGCAGUUAUCGACCCAGGUUCAAUAAUUCAAAUUAUGGCAACAAUCCCACCUGGAGGAAUAGCAACAGGAACGAGGAUUAUUACGAUGAUCACAAUGACGGUGGGCGGCGCUGGUUCUCAACUUCGUCACCGCGAGGAGACGAUGAUGCAAUGCGCGAUCGCAUGAAACAAUUAACGGCGUCCAUGUCGCAGAAUAAGCAGGAGGCCACAGAACAUGGAGAGGAAUCGAGUAAUUAUAAAUAUAAGAAGGACAGAAGAGAUGAAGAAUAUUUCGAAAAUAGGGGACGGUCCGAAUCUAGGCAGAAAUAUAACAAUACUAAAAAGAGACCCCUCACCCAGAGGACUAUGCCAAAUUAUGACGACUACAAUGAUGACGAUGGUCAUGGAGAAGAAGACGCUUAUCCAAGAAGAAGGAGUCAGAGUCAGAAUGACGGAGAUUUUAACGAUAACCCAAGACCAAGACGUCGCAAUUUUUCGGAGAAUAACGACUUCAAACAGAGACGAAAUUUUAACCGAGACGAUGAAAACAAUCAUAAUUUUGACGGAGGUGACGAUCGCCGCAAUUAUGAUCGGGGGAAUAAUCGACGUAAUUUUGACCGUGGGGACGAUCGACGUAGUUUUGACCGGGACGAUAACAAUCGUAAUUUUAACCGAGACGGUAACAAUCGUAAUUUUGAUGGUGACGAUCGACGUAAUUUUAACCGAGACGGUAACAAUCGUAAUUUUGACGAUCGACGUAAUUCUGAUCGCGGUAAUAAUUACGGUGACAAUAGGAGAAAUUCAUGGUCCGAAGGAGGGAACCGACAGCCAAACUCGUACAACAAUAGGAGCCAAAACUUUUCCGGUGGUGGUGGUGAAAGCGGUCGUUACAACUCGUAUAAUAAUAAUAACAUCAGCCAUUACGAUGACCGAAGACGUCGCGAAGAUCACCGUGCCGGUCCCAACUAUAAUAAAACAUUGGACGACCUUUACGAACGGAAAAUCCGCAAAACAACCGAUGACGAAAUACGAUUUCAAAAGUACGGACGCAAUUAUGAAGAGAUCUACGAUCAGGAGAGGGCCAAGUUAAAGGCGUACAAAGAUCCGAAUCGCUUUGAUAAGAAGUCAACUGCUGUUAUCGGAGAUUAUUCAAAAUUCACUUCCAAAACCGGACCCACCACCACCACCACCUCCUCCUCUCCCUCGUCCACUCGUUCUUCCCCCUCCACCUCCGCCUCCACCCCUGAUGCAUCCCUCGACCUCUCCUCCCUCCUCUCCCACACUGACGCCGACACCUUCGGCACCCUCAGCUUAGGCCCCGUCCCCGUCAAAGACUAUGUCGGCACCUCCCUCAAAAAAGAACUCCUCUCCGACUCCGUUCAACUCGGCCUUGUCGACAACAUUUACGACGACGACGCCGAAGGCGACGACUCCAAAUUCCUCCCGGCCCGUGAAGACAAAUGGACCAUGCUCAAACUGUCGCGGAGAGUGAAACUCCUCGUCGACGAGAUGAAGGUCAAAGAGGCCGUCGACACGGUGCAGUCGGCCCUCGCACAAGGCGGCUUCCAGUACUCGCACACGCAAUUCGUCUACAUUUACAAUCUCCUCAUCUCCUCCUGCGCGCAGGUGGGAUACGUCCAAAUGGCUUUCAAGAUGUUUAACGACAUGAAAAAGAGAGGCUUCAAACCGAAGGAGUCGACGUACACGAGCCUUUUCAACGCCUGUUCGAACUCCACGUGGGACGCGGAGAAUAAUAUUAAGCGGAUGGGAAGGUUGCGAGAGGCGAUGGGGACGGAGGGUAGUGUCGUGACGCCGAAUCAGAUCGUGUAUCAUGCUAUGAUUAAAGGAUACGGACGUAACGGCGACAUCGAAUCCGCCUUCGGCGUCGUGGACGAAAUGAUUUCUCUCGGACAAUACGACCCCAACACGGAAACGUUCAACAUGCUCUUACAAGCCUGCAUAACCAAUACGGAGAACGGCUUUCGACACGUGCUCGUCACAUGGCGGAAAAUGCACGCGAUGCAGAUCCGCGCCGACAUUUACACCUUUAACUUGCUCCUCAGGGCGGUUCGAGAGUGCGGAAUUUUGCCGGAGCCCGCAUUCAUCGAGGCGGGUGCGCAAAAUGUCCGCAAAAAGAAGGCGGACGACGAAACCGGGCUGCUCCUCCCGCCCGUCACGACGCUCGAAGAGAGUGACGACAUGCUCAACCUGCUCUGCUUAAAUGAUGCCAAUUCUCUCGAUAAGAUUAACCAGAGGAUGCUGACAACUAAUCAAAUUGUGGAGCAGGAAGUUAGACAGUUUUCCUAUAUUGAUCUCAUCGAGGCGUUGAAACUUCCGCAGAAUAGGCUCAUCGUUUUCGGCGGACUGCGUGGCUUCCUCCAAGAAAUGGUGACAAGUCGGGUGGGACCCAAUUUAAAAACGGUGACAGAAUUGGGACAAGUCAUCCAUCCGUCAGACAUUUCGGAUCUCGUCAUGAUGAUGAAAACGUACAAACUGAACCCGGACAUUACCUUUUUCAACCUCAUGUUAAAACGUUACUACGACGGGAACAACUCCGUCGGGGCGAAAAAGCUGCUCGCCUGCUUCCCCCAGUUCAACUUAACGCCAAACAUAAUGACCUGGGGCGUGUCGGCGACUGCAUGCAAAUCAAAAAAGAUGGCGAGUGAACUUUUAGCGGAGAUGGAUGCGGCAAACUUCACACCGAAUAUUCAAAUUAUGGGCGCCCUGCUCACCCAAGCGAGCCGCGCUUUCGACCCGGCCUACGUCUUCUGGGUCAUGGAGGAAGCAAACCGCCGAGAAAUCAAGGCUGACACGAGAUUCGUCCUCAAUAUUGAAGAUUUUAAAGAAGUCGUACGAAAAGGAAUAAUUAACAAGGAAAUGGGGAAGCCCGUCACACCCCCCAAGUUGGCCCUCCUUCUCGAAGACAUGGACACGUUCACCCCUCUCUGGACCAAGUUUGGUUAUCGGUAUGCCAGCUGGAUGAAAAAGACGCCCGUCGCCAUCGAGCCGAAAGACCCCUUCCAAGAGGACUUUGAAUCCUUCCGGAAAAAUAAGACGCAUGGAACCGUCACGAAAGAAAUGGAAGAUCAAAUGGACAAAAAAUCUGAUGAGGAUGACCAAAGUGCCAUUAAUAACAAGAAUUCCUAGUCCUUCCUUAAUUAGUUAAUUAUGUAGAUUAGUUAGUUUUUGUUUAUUUAUGCAAAAUAAAUAUUUUUAAGAAUUUACA